AUGACGACCGUUGAAAGAUGGCAGGGGCAACUGCCGUCCCACCUGAGAGGCGGCGAGGGAAGUUCAACCCAGGUGGCUACCCAAGAUAGCCCAGAUGUCGAAUGUACGGAAGGCCUGAGGCACAAGUUGUCAAACUGGCGAGCUUCUGUUCCUUUUCGCUCACCUCCAGAUAUCAUAUCGAAACCCGACCAACGAGUUGAUCCCAAGACACCACAGUACGAGGAGUCUGAUUCUGGUAUCGGAAUCACCACGCCAUCAUCUCAGGAUGAUCCAAACGAGCCUCCUGGCUUAGAGCUUCCCGGGGCUGAUCUUAGGCAUUUCGACAGGCCUGUCUCUGACCGCCUGAAAGCGCGAUUCUUCGACAUCAAAGUCCUGUACACCCAACCACUACUAGAUUACAUCCUCAAGAGGAAGAAGAACCCCGGAGAUAUCUCUAUGAAGCUGAAAUACCUGGGACUCAGUUCACUAAGCGCCCAACUUCAUAUCGUCAUUCAAUGCGAAAGAAAGAUCGCCAAGAGAGUGAGAAAGUUCUUCGCGCAAGGUCAUGUUGAAGAAGAGCUUUUGCCUGACUUUCGGGUGUUUGUGCUGGAAAAGGCACUCUUGCGACUGACGGAUGACGAGGCGAUAGAGGUUCUGGCAGACUCUGUGCCAGAGAGAACAUGGUGUGGAACGCCCAUCAGGCUGAGGCGAGGCAAUGUGUCUGUCGUAGCGACUUUUGGUGGUAUUAUUGUGGUAGAAGCCACUCACAAGCGUCUAGUUGGCUUGACAGCUGCCCAUUCUCUGAAGAAAUUGCACAGCCCUCUAUCUGAUCAGCUCUUGACGCAUGAUAGAGAGGUGCCCUUCUCAUCCUCAUCCUCGGACGCUUCCGAGAGCGAAAGCGACUCUGAUUGCGAGUCCACGAUCACGACUGAAAGCUCAGUGCAGCAUCCUGAGCACUUGGAUGGCAAGGGACUGGACACCACUGCGUCUCAAAACACUUUGGAAAUCGGUACCAUAAUUUGCAAUACAUUCGAUACUCCAAUGGCUCAAAACUAUGACUGGGCUAUUAUUGAUUUGAGCCAACAAGCGACAUUACCUAAUAGAGUUGUCCAAGUUGGACAGUCUGACUCGUCAGAUUUUGAGGAAGAAGCCGACCUUGAACCCAUCAUAUUCCCAGUUGGGAAUCCUUGUGUAUCAGUGUCUAGGCAAGUCAUGGUACUAAAGAAAGGUGCCAAGCCGAUUGGAGAGAUGUCUCUUGACACUUCCUCUGUGCUGAUAUCCCCCGGAUCAUCGUUUGUUGAGGUCUAUGAUCUUGCCAUGGAGCAUGGCUCUUCGUUAAAUCCCGGUGACUCCGGCUCAUGGGUAGUCGAUGCGAAGACCUCGGUAUUAUAUGGUCAUGUUGUUUCAACUGAUGCCUUUGGAGAGGCCCAAGUGAUGCCCAUUCGUUCGACUCUCGACAGUAUUAAGGUGCAGAUGAAUGCCACACGGGUAUUCCUGCCCAAUAUUGAUGAGAUCAAACUGUUGCAGGAGGAAGUGAGGAGUCAAGCACCAGCCAACCUAGAAAUUUCACCGGUCACAGAAGCAUGCGAAAAGCAGGAAGCUGCACAGGCAACUCGCCCAGAAGAUAUGAAGGGAGGCCAGUCUGUGUCAUUCCCACCUUUCAAGGAAGCCCCUGGUGAGUCUUCGUCUAAGCCCGCACUAUCUCAACAAGAUAUUGUUGCGCAGAGCCUCGAGAUCGCUCGUGAAAGUCCUGACGGGGCUUCGUAUCCUUCCAUCAGAGAGAUCCUUGAAUCUGCCCUGGAAGAAAUAUGGGCCAAAGUACAGGAUCAGCCUGACUCGUAUAUUAUGACGAGAGAUGAGUUUGCCGUCUUCAAUUUCUUCCAGGGUCGCUUCGCCGGUGAUAAAAUGGCAAUCUCUGCUCGAAAGAGAUUUUGGGAAGCAGCAGCAUCUGUAGACUCUUCAGAAUCUACAAAGACCGAAAGUAGUGAUCUUGCUCAGAUUGACGCCAUUCGGGAGCUGGUCCAGGCCUCAUAUCGACGCGCUGGUACACAUGGCACAGAUUUCGCCAACGUGGCUACUAAAUUGUAUAGACUUGAAAUGACUCUUAGGCGGCUGCGAGAUGAAGUCGCCGAGGAACGAAAAGAGUUGCCUAUGCACAUCCAACAAUCCUACACAAAUCAUCUCCAUUCACUAGUCGAGGAUUGGGAUUUCGCAAUGAAGCGAGUCAAUUCUUUACUUGAUACGUAUCAUGAGGAGAUAAGUCUUGCCGGGGAGGAGGGUUCCAAGAGUGGUGAACUGAAGCCCAUAGAGCCUGUCUUAGCUGGUAAAAGGAUGGCAAUUGAGCUGCUACUAGACUCAAUCCAGUUACAAAAGCCUCAAAUUUACGAUCAACACCAAUCUUACCUCGAAGAAAUCAAGGACAAGGUCGACCAUAUUGCUGCUCACCUUUUCGCCCACUGGAAUGCUGAAUCCUUUUCAGGAGGGAAUGACGCUUUAUGGCGACAUUUCCAGCUACUGCUGGAGAAAGAAGGAUUCUCUUCUCAAGUCCUAAGCAAAAAGAAGGAUAUCCUCAUGGCCUAUAUCAACGACCUUGGAUAUAUUGCCGAUACUACGACCAAUAAACUCUCUCAUGCCCCUAAAUCCCUUGACAACCCUCUGGAAACUGUCCCUCGUGGCCAAAAGAGGCCAGGCAUGGAGCCCAAGUUUGAUGCAACUAUACAAAUGGAUCUCAUUACAACAAAGGACAUUAUUGCCCUUGAUAAAAGGGAUUCAGUCAUGCAACAGAUCCAAGCUAGGCUCGCAUCAAGGGGGGCAGACACUCUACAACAGGCCUUGACAGCACAGGUUUCGCCAGUAGGAACUUAUCUCCCAAUGAAGAAAACAUCACCAAGCUAUGUCUCAUUGCCCACACACAAACGUAAUAACGAUCGGCCCGGUCUUGCUCAAUCCUCUCGACACAUGGCCCCCGAUCAAUAUGGCAGAAAAAUAGCCGACGAUGCCCAUUGGACGAAGAUAUCACGCAAACUUGUCAGUGUCGAGGUUCUGCAACAAGCCGGCGUGCGAUACGAAGCAAGACCAGAUUAUGUAGCCAUACUUGGUAAUUUAUCCAGAGAACAGGUGGCAAAGCUCGUUCACGAUAGUGAAGCGACGAUAACCUCCCGUCCUCCACCGCCAUAUCUUGAAGGCGGAAGUUCUUCCGGGCAAGGACAUCCUGUGUUCGCAAACAUCGAUGACGAAGAGGUGUCCUUCAUCCCUCUGAUCGAAGGCGGCGACAAGGAUAACGCAGCUGUUCGAACACAUCGCAGGGGGACUACCAAGACUCGUCAUGGCGAUGUCGCAUGGUAUCCCCCGCGCAAGGAGGCCGAAAAGAAGCAAGAAAAGUCCGGGCGUAAACAAGAGGCUUUAUACGGAACCCAAUUUGAUGGGCCUGAUGGGCCUAUUAUACGCACAAAACGCAACCCUUACAGGAGAAAGAAUGGCAGGAGUGGACUUCAUCACAGCGUAAGGUCCUAUGAUAAGGGUGUUCCAGGUGGUGUAGUUGGAAUUGGCAGCGCUGCUGUAAGCUUGCUCAGUGUGCUAUCUGAGGCUGCGUCAGCUAUCUAG
This is a messenger RNA of Fusarium proliferatum ET1, 3582 nucleotides long. RefSeq lists its product as uncharacterized. The record is from RefSeq and is a predicted model, not a curated record. The transcript has 3 exons. Lineage: Eukaryota; Fungi; Ascomycota; Sordariomycetes; Hypocreales; Nectriaceae. The coding region runs from base 1 to 3582 and encodes 1193 amino acids.